Molecule: messenger RNA, 819 nt
Organism: Habropoda laboriosa
Lineage: Eukaryota; Metazoa; Arthropoda; Insecta; Hymenoptera; Apidae
Gene: Hus1-like
Product: checkpoint protein HUS1
Exons: 3
Coding region: 1-819 (272 amino acids)
Biological process (GO): mitotic intra-S DNA damage checkpoint signaling; meiotic DNA integrity checkpoint signaling; nucleotide-excision repair
Cellular component (GO): checkpoint clamp complex; nucleolus; site of double-strand break
Source: RefSeq, a predicted model, not a curated record
AUGAAAUUUAGAUGUAGAAUGGUGGAUGUAGUCGCAAUGAGAGACUUCACAAACAUCGUUAACAUUAUUUCUCGGAUAACAAAACAUUGUACCUUGCGAUUAACGUCGGACCAGUUGUGCUUCAGCAUCGGUGAAGAUCGAGCGUCGUUGUUUUGGGCGGAAUUAACACAAACUCAUUUUUUUACUGAAUAUAUUAUGAACGGAGUCACAGAAGAACAGAAUGAAAUUUAUUUAGAAUUCGAGGCUUCUAUGCUAGCUAGAUCGCUCAGUUCCCUCCGAAUGACCGCGAAAAGCGUAAAAAUAAAGCUAACAAAUAAAAGACAGCCUUGUCUUACAUUGGAAAUCGAAUUACCUUCCUUAAGCAUAGAGCAAUGUUUGCAUGAUGUACCUGUCAGAGUUAUACCACGCCGUGAAUGGGCAGACCAUCAAGCACCAAAUAUACCGGAAUUUGAUAUAUCAGUCGAUAUGCCUCAACUACGAAAUGUAAAGGGUAUCGUGGAGAGGAUGAAAAACAUGAGCCCUCGAAUAACCAUAAGUGCUGACAAGUCUGGCACAUUUGUAUUGAAAAUUGAGACGGAUAACGCGACAGUGUCUACGCAUUUCCAAAAUUUACAAGUUUGGAGUUGCAGUCAACAGGAAUGUGAAGAUAAAAUAUCGGCUACAGUGGACAUCAGAAAAUUUCUUAUGUUUUUGGCUUGGGACGUAGUGCAUCCCGAAAGCGUGAAGUGUAACAUACUGCAAGACCAGAUGGUGAACUUGUUUCUACAAUUAUCGGAUUAUCUUAAAAUACAUUAUUUCCUUCCUGCAAUGACCACUUGA